Drosophila nasuta is the source of this 607-nucleotide messenger RNA. Its product is annotated as snaclec bothroinsularin subunit beta-like. The record is from RefSeq and is a predicted model, not a curated record. Bases 1 to 516 code for a protein of 171 amino acids. The transcript has 2 exons. NCBI's taxonomy places the organism in Eukaryota, Metazoa, Arthropoda, Insecta, Diptera, Drosophilidae.
AUGAAGUUCAUAGCUCUUGGUGUACUUUAUUUGCUUAGUGCGGUGGCCUGGGCUCUUGAGCCAUUUGAAUACGUGGACGAAGAGUUUGAUAUUUUUGGUGCCAGCAAUGAUUCAGAUCCAUUGUCGAUAUCAAACCCCUUUCUCUAUCUUAAAUCGCCUUAUGUAUUGUCAAUCACUAAAAAGCUCAAUUGGUUUGAGGCCACCGCAGCAUGUGCUGCUAGAGAGUUCACUUUGGUCUCGAUUGAAACUUUAACCAAACAACAAACAUUGUACAGAACUAUCGCUGGAUCGGGUAUCCAGAAUCAAAUGAACGAACCAGUUUGGACUUCGGGCUCGAAUCUGGCAAACGGUGCCGUCUGGAGUUGGUAUUCAACCGGAAAACCCUUCACAUAUCGCAAUUUCCAAAAUCAAUAUGUGGAAAGUGAUUAUCGUUGCAUGGCUUAUAAUGCGAUCAAUGGUCGUUGGACACCUGAAUUUUGCAGCUCCAAACGUUAUUUCAUUUGCGAAUGUUUAUAAUAAUGUUUUGAAAAUAAUACAUAUAAUAUAUAAUAUAUUCAUUUGGUGUUGGUAUCGAAAAAUAUAAUAAAACUUUCUGAUUGCAAAUAAA